Drosophila navojoa is the source of this 991-nucleotide messenger RNA. It is a transcript of the gene sgll, whose product is annotated as pyridoxamine 5'-phosphate oxidase. The record is from RefSeq and is a predicted model, not a curated record. Gene Ontology annotation, biological process: pyridoxine biosynthetic process; pyridoxal 5'-phosphate biosynthetic process. Gene Ontology annotation, molecular function: pyridoxamine phosphate oxidase activity; FMN binding. NCBI's taxonomy places the organism in Eukaryota, Metazoa, Arthropoda, Insecta, Diptera, Drosophilidae.
CCACUUAUCUCUAGAUUGCGGUCAAUCAUAAACAAAGCACUUCGGUGUACAAUUUUUAAUUUGACCUUUGACAAGUACGUUAAUGUUACCGUAUCUAAGACUAACGUCACUUAAAUAUUACACAAUUCCCUUCCAACUGCAGUGAGACUUUUGCAAAUUGUGCGUAAGAUGAGCCAACCAGCUUCUAUAGAACAACUUUCAGGUGAGCGCUUGAAAUACCAUGAGCGCAAGGAUGCCUUUCUGGAGGAGAACAUUAAGAUAAAAGAUCCAUUUGUCAUAUUUCGUGACUGGCUAAACGAUGCUCUCAAUACAAAGGAGAUCCUCGAGCCAAAUGCUGCAGCCUUGGCCACGGUUAACGCUGAGGGCAAGCCCUCCAAUCGCUUUGUCCUGGUUAAGGAAGCCACCACCGAGGGCUUCACCUUCUUCACCAACUAUGGCAGUCGCAAAGCCGAGGAUAUUGCCUGUAAUGCCAAUGUGGCCAUCGCCAUUUACUGGCUCCCCCUGCGUCGCAGCAUUCGCAUCGAAGGCGUCGCUGAAAAGAUCUCCAGGGAUGCAUCCCUGAAAUACUUCCACGAGCGUCCACGCGCUAGUCAAAUCGGAGCCGCUGCCAGUCCGCAGAGCCAACGCAUACGCUCGCGCAGCUAUCUGGACGAGGUGGAAGCGGAGAUCAAGGCCAAGCUGGGCGAGAGUGGCCAGGUACCGCUGCCCAAUUGGGGUGGCUACCUGGUACGCCCAUCGCUCAUCGAGUUCUGGCAGGGACAAACGGAUCGCCUGCACGAUCGCAUACGCUUCCGACGUGGCCCUGGAGUUCUCGACGAGGUGGACGGAGAGCUCAUUCAUAAAGGCGAGAAUGAUUGGGUCUAUGAGCGAUUAGCACCUUAAAGAAAGACAAAGAAAGGGCGAGAGACAGCUAAAAGUUAAAUGCUGCGCAUUUGUUAUGUCUUCCAAAAUGCUUGAUAAUUUGUCCGAAAUAAAACUGUGUAAAAUAUCA